AUGGAGGGAGCAGCCGGGAGCCGCUCCUGCCAUUCCCGGGAUUGCCGGCAGCUCCCGGCCCGGCCGGGGCAGCACCUGGGCAGCAGCUCUGCUUUGUGGAGGCCCUGGAUGCUCCCAGCAAGGCAUGGGGAGGCCACAGAGAACCAAGAAAUGCCAGAAUUGAAUGGCCAAGUGAGAAAUUGUAAAUCAAAAGGAGCCCUGGGGUUCCAGCAUCCAGUGAGGCUUUAUUUGCCCAAAUCCAAAUCCCAGAAGUUUCUUGCUAACGUUGGAGAGAAGGUUCUGGCCAGUUUUCCUGUACAAGCCACCAUUCACUUCUACAAUGAUGAUGCUGCGUCUGAGGAAGAAGAAGUGAGCCCUGAGAAAGCCAAAAUCCACACUAAAAAAUGAACAAUUUUAAAAAAGAACUAUCAGGAAUGGAUGGACAAACAUCUGACCAAACAGAAAUACAGCAGAGCUCAAAAAGAAACUAUUUAUAAUUCUCAUUCCAUGAAGAAUGAGUCAACUGGAAAAUGGGAGGAAAUCAUUUUGUGUUUUUAGAGACUUCCAAUUAAACCCUGAAGCUGAACAAAAGAUUUAAAUCAGGUUGGUUUCAGUAGCAGAGAUAAAGAACAUUGUACUGAGUCAUUAUUUUAAACACUGCAGUCCUGAGAAAGUGAAAAUCGCAUUGAUGAUGAGGCUGAAUAAUGUGAUGUGCAAAAAUAACCCAAAGGCUUUGAAACACUGAAAUUAGGCAAGGAAUUAUUUCAAAUGUGCAGACUGGUUCCAUGGAUUUAUUUAUUCUGCUAAAAAUGCUGAAUGCUCAGUUGGUCCCAUCCAUUCCCAGUCCAACCCACAGGUUCUAAACAUUUGUGAUAUUUUCUGGGCUUCUGCCAUUCUCUUGUUAGCAGAUUUUCCCUCUGUAAUCUUUUGCCAGCCAGAAAAAAAUGUCAG
Molecule: messenger RNA, 930 nt
Organism: Catharus ustulatus (Swainson's thrush)
Lineage: Eukaryota; Metazoa; Chordata; Aves; Passeriformes; Turdidae
Gene: RIPPLY3
Product: ripply transcriptional repressor 3
Exons: 4
Coding region: 1-387 (128 amino acids)
Biological process (GO): embryonic pattern specification; negative regulation of transcription by RNA polymerase II
Cellular component (GO): nucleus
Source: RefSeq, a predicted model, not a curated record